Molecule: messenger RNA, 703 nt
Organism: Ornithorhynchus anatinus (platypus)
Lineage: Eukaryota; Metazoa; Chordata; Mammalia; Monotremata; Ornithorhynchidae
Gene: LY6G6C
Product: lymphocyte antigen 6 family member G6C
Exons: 4
Coding region: 108-485 (125 amino acids)
Source: RefSeq, a predicted model, not a curated record
ACUCAGGGCGCGGCAGAGGGGAGCGAAUUUCAGGAGGGCCAACUGGGAACGCUUAAGCACAUCCCGUUCUUUCCUCCCGUCGGUCCACCACCAGCGCCCCUGCAGCCAUGAACCCCCUGAUGCUUCUCGCUUUAUCUGUUCUGGUCUUCGGGGUCUCAGCUGACAUCCGCUGUAACUCAUGCGACAAAGUACCCGUGCUGGGCUGUCUGCAUUGGAAAUCUUGCCUCCUGCAAUCUGGUCACCAGUGCCUGACAACUAACGUGUACCUGGGUAAAAUGUGGCUGUACUCCAAACUGCGCUGUGGGACACCGGAGGAGCCGUGUUUGACGGCCGUCAACAAGACUGACCGCACCCUGGGCCUCAACUACAACACAACCUGUUGCGGCUCAGAUUCCUGCAACAACGCGGCCCCUCCCCUGCGUCAGCCCCUGCCCCUGGCCUGGCUAGCGGCAGUUGGCGCCUUGGGCUUCUGGCUGUUCCACUGAGGGACACCCCCACCGGUCCCUGCCUCACCCCUCAUCCCUGCUGGACCCCCACCACUCAGCGGGGUCCGGACCUGGGCCUAAUAAAUGAAGAGCCCAGAAGGGAGGUGACGACCCCCGGCUAGAGCAGGGUCUGAGUCCCUGCCCCUCUCACUCCUUAUCCUGAACACCACGAAGCCUCCUGUUUUUCUUGGUUUUCAAAAAUAAAUGUCAAUUUCCCA